This is a messenger RNA of Spirometra erinaceieuropaei, 12321 nucleotides long. The record is from the annotation of a GenBank genome assembly. NCBI's taxonomy places the organism in Eukaryota, Metazoa, Platyhelminthes, Cestoda, Diphyllobothriidea, Diphyllobothriidae.
AUGGUGCUCACCAAUUUGUUGAUUAUAAUCUCAGCAUCUCUGGCUGGUUUGGCGCUGAUCGAUCAUGCCAGGAUGAUGACACGGGCUGCCAGCACCUCUGCUCACCUCUGGGAUCCUAAGCAUAAACAGAAUGGAUUAGCCCACGACCCCUUUGAAAAUCUGACAGAAAAAGGCGCCAACGGCCCCGGCGGGUCCUCCUACUUCUCUGAUCUGGUUCACCUCAUGAAUGGCUAUGGGUCACAUGAGUGUCAUGAGAUUCCUAAGAAAAUGAAACUCUGCACAGGCCUCGGCUACAACAUGAUGGUGCUGCCGAACAGUCUAGAACAUGCGAGGGUUGAAGAGGUGAUUGCCCAGUCGGAGGUCUGGCUGACGCUUGUCAACAUUGGCUGUCACGAGGAGCUGCGCCUAUUUCUAUGCUCACUUUAUGCUCCGAUUUGUAUUGCGGAUCAUAAAGAAAAGCUGAUACAGCCGUGCCGGGAUCUGUGCGAGAGCGUGAGAGGUGCCUGCUUACCGAUCAUGUCAAAUUUCGGACUUCGUUGGCCCGACAUGGUGACGUGUUCCAAGUUUCCUCUAGGUCAAAAUGAGGUCUGCAUACCUUCCAAGAAGCAGACAAGUAAGUGCUGAUUUAUCAGGUGUCUAUUUUACUGUUUCCGACUGCCCGAACAAAGCUAAUCAGGACUAUGCGCAUCAAUGCGUCUGUGAAUAGGAAAUGAAACUCAGUUCAGAGUGUCAUGAAAUGUUGUGCCACGCUUAAAGUAAUUUCCCUUAAGUAGCUGGCCUUGGCUUAGCAAGGACAGGCUUACAGAUGUGCAGCAGUUCUGAAACGAGGAUAUAGGUGUUCUUAAGGGGAAGUAAUAACUGAUGGUAUGAAAUAGAAAUAGAAACACUAGCGGGCCUUGUUUUAGUUAAAUUUGCCGGAUUUCUCUUUAGACUGUUUAGAUGUCAUCUAGACACAAAAAAUGUUUUUCAUUUAAAGCAAUAUUCUUCCGAGCUAGAGCAGAAACUGUUCAGGAGCACUGCCCUUCAGAGUCACAAAAUUAAGAAAUUCGCCUCGAAAAACUAAUUGAACGUUAGUAAUUUGUAAAAGGUAAAAUUGCAUUCUCAAAGUAACUAUUUAAGAAAUAACCGAAUUAUCUUAUUUCGCACUAGUAUGAAAACAUUGUUACUGCCAGUUAAUGUAUGAGGAAUAUUUUUUUAAUGUGAAAAAAUGCUCAGGCGAUUUUGGUAAAGUAAUUUAGAGAUAAAUGUAAAGAUCAACUGACACUGGUCUCUCGCAUUCGAAAGCCCUGUUAAUCAACCAAGCCUCUUCAGUAAACAGCGUCACUAUUCAUGAAGCUUUUCGGUGUAAUUAUGGCUUUUUUCACACUUUUCUGACAGUCGGCAGUGUAAUGAUUUCGAAUUCUCGGUAAUAUUUUAUCCAUCACGUGCAGAUUCUAAUAGCACUCAUUUUCGCAUAUUUUUUUAAUGAGCUUUACAUGCAGAUUUCGCAUACGGAUCUUAUUACGACCUCCUUUAACCUGAUUAUUUAUCAGGCCUAUUUUGCAAUAGAAGUCAUAAAUAGACACUUUAGAAAACUGUGCACGUUCCUAGUACUCACAUUCUUCCCUGAACACACUUUCCCUGAACAGUAACAGUGGACUGUUUAUUUGAGAACUAUAAACGUGCAAGGUGUUCUGUCCAUUUUAGGAUGCGUGGAAGCUCACGAUACACACUUGAUUAAAAAUGCGCAAAACUCUCCGAAGAGGGAAAGAUAAAGUCAGAACGGGUCACCGUUAGCUGAUAGGCCACCAUGUUUAACACGAGGCAUUAUAAAGUGACGAAGCCAAACUAGACUUCCGUUGAGCCAAAAGAACGGACAUUUUACGCAAUGUUGGAAUUUCGUAUUUUUCACUAGUCAUAAAAAGCGAAUAUUCAUCAGAGCCCCCGGAGCAGUGUGCAAGCUUGGCAAACACAUACUGAUAUGGUGCAGCAUGGCUCCAUAUGGAUGCAUAGGCCGUGUGUGAGAGAGAGUAGUAAUUUUUCUGCGAUUCGACCUGACUUGAGCCUGAAAACAUAAAUUCAGUACUCUUUUCUUGCCUGUCCGAUAUCCGGCAGUACUAUGUAACAUCCCUGAUAGAAUCAGUAUCAUGCUGGUGUGCAAGUCAAUUGUGCGAUUUUUCUGAAAAUCAGCAGAACGUUUUCUCCUAUAGAAUUUGCCUUAAAGGAUGAAAUAUUUUAAACAGUUCAUCAUGAGAAGCGGUUACAUGACGAAAACUUUAGCCCCCGAAGGAAUAGACAAAUAACUUUUCGUUGGAAUCGAGGGCUUUUCCUAAUAAGGUAUAAACUGUAUUUUAUGGUAAAUAAUACGAUGUUUGCUAACAAAGGCAUUUUCCGAAAAUUCUUAGGUCCAUGUAUAUUUUUCCCUUUCGUCAAGCGGGAGCAUUGGAUUCCGGUAGAUAGUGGCAGUAACAAACGACUCAAAAAGGUAGUGCGUCCGAUGCACAUGAUAGGUGACAGGAAGCUGGAGAGGAACUAACGGAAGAAGCUAUCAGAAACUCCGUUAGCGUCUCGAAUACUAUUAAAUAACGUGCGAUUUCGUAAACAACUACCAAUGAAAGCAAAAUUUAAGAGUCGUUCACUCAAACCUGUCUUCCGAAUCCAUUGUUUGAGAAAUUCACAUAACCUCCCCUAUUGCGACCUUCUUCGCAGAUGACAAACGGAAGUGAAAUCUUCAGCUCAAAUCAAUAACUUUCUGUUCGUUUUCACCGUAAAUCAAUCGGUAUGACGUUUUCUGUGCUAUGAGCGUAUCUGUUGGUGCGCCUGAAUAAAAUUUAUGUGAUGAGACAAUGAGAGUUAUUAUAAUUGGGCGAUCCUUGGAAAAUAAGUCAUUCUGGUCAGAAUAGAACUAAAUGGAACAAAAGGAGCAAAAAUAUGUGUUUUCCGAAUGAAUUGAAAAAAAUGAAGUACUCAAAGCCAAUGAUGGGUCAAGAACCGUCGCCCGACCCCAGUGAUAUCUGCAGUUCCACCUCACUCUAUAUCUUGAAAGGGCAAGCCGAAACAGAGCACAAAGCACAGGACUUACCUGAUAUGAUAUCAAGCAGCGCCCGCUAUCCUUCGCAUUCGGCGUACAUAGAGGACAACUGGCAUCAUGAAGCGUCCCACCAAUGCGGUCGAAAGGAAACACCGUUGCCCUAUGUGACAGGGCACAACAUCACACUAGGACGUACACUGGCCUCCGAGAAUGUCGAAGGUGUUGUCAGGUGGAGCGACUGCACAGUCACAGGACAGUGGACGCCAGAUAUACAAUCAUAGUAUUAUCCACAGACCGUUGCAUUACGCUGUCCGACGUUAAAUACUGUAAACUAAACCAGGAAGUCUAAAGCGGACAGUACACGGCCACCACAACAACACCGACGCUGGCAAUGGAAAAAUACCUUUGCGGAUACAAACGUGGGUGAUAAAUGCACCAUAGCGUUUAACGGUCGUCCAUACCUCACGCCAACAGGUCUCAAGUUACACACGGGGGGUCGCUCCGGUGAAAUACGAAGCAAUCGAAAAGAUAAUGCCUAAUUUCCUGAAGAUGUUGAAAAAAAUUCACACACUAUAUUCUUCCAGUAUCCAUGACUAUAGCUGUUUAUGUUCUGGAUGUUAGGAAAAUAAGCUUCUCUUUAAUCCUUAGUACUGACAACGUCCAAUGCAUGACUGCCAUGUGAGGUGUGGACAAUUAAAUACGGUGAAAUCAUUCCCAAUGACUAUCUAAAAGUUCUAUUUUGGUGGAAAAGUGUACAUUUAAGCACAGGGCCAGUGCAGUCGUGUUUGACCUGGCUGAUAAAUUACUAUAAUCUUGUGACACUGUUCGAAACGAAGAAUAUGCGAACUUGCCCAAAAUAGUGAACUUGGUUUUUAUUUAGGAAAGCCCUUUAUUCAAUGUUGCAAUUAGUGUGAGCGUGUAAGGAAAUUAUAGAUUGACUUAUUAAAUGUACCCCGGAAUCAUUCUAGAGAGAACUUUUCUAUCAAUGAUCGCCCCACUAAAUUGCAACUCAAAUCGCGUACAUACAUUCAGAGACUUAUCGUUAAUAUUAUAUAAGGAAGUUGAUUGUAAAAGGAAUCAGAGUUAUGCAGUGCCAGUCCAAUGUUGCCUUGACGUUACUCGUUAACCCUAGCAAGGAGUUUAGGCGAAUCCCUAGUAAAUUGGUAGACACUGUUUUGAAAGUUCUUAAUAGUGUUUUGGCAGAGAGCUUGGCCUAGUGCACAGAACGAUUAUUACACAUGCUUGCUUGCACGCGUGUGCGCAAAGUGGGCAUCGAAACAAUCAGGCUACCUGGUGAGGGGGGGAGCCUGCGAGAGUGCUCUUAGUAACAACAGCCCCAUCAACAGCAUCAGUAGCAGACAGGCCGGACGAUAGGGUGGCCUCAAUCUGGUAAUGAGGCGGUUAGACAAAGGCUUCACUGCGGCAAUUGUUGGGCGCUAAGAUCACAGACGCUAAGGCAGCUGCUCCUGUACAUCAACUGCCGUAAGCGACAGUGGGGGAAGAAGAAAAUGCAAAUGUACACCAACUCUUGCUUUUUCGUAUGCGUGCGGACAAGAGGAGGAGGCGGAAGAGGCGGGGAGGAGGAGGAAAAUGAAGAAAAGGAGAGCGCAGGGAGCUGAAUGUAUCUGUUAGGUCGCAUACCCCCAGAGCUCUUUGAUCAGGAAAGAUUCCUUCGUAAGGCGAUAGGGGCUGUCAUUAUAUCGCGCUAAUUGCGUAAUACCCUGGUUGUCUCUGGAGACAGUUAAGGUCAAAAAAUAGACUUCUAUCCGGGUAAGAUGAAAAGGUUGGUCAAGAAGAACAAACGAAUCCGGUAGUUGUUAUAUGCACUUCUUCGCCUUCUUCUCAAACCAUUCGAGGGUGCAGUCUGAAUGGGUGCGGUUCGCUUUCAUCUAUGGACAUAUAGAAAUCUCGUGCACAUUUCGCUUUUUAUGAGGAAAACUAGGAGAUCCCUGCUCUCUGAAACCUCGAGUAUGAAAUGGCUCCUUGAAUAAGGCAUAAUUUUGUCGGUUCGGCACCGAAAAAAGAUCUAGCAAUAGAUGGUUACAUCAUUUCCAUUAAACUCUUACGUUGUUUUGUCAGCGAUAUUUGGAGUACUUCUCGAUUUAACACUAAGAAUACUGAAACUGUGCUUUGAUUAGCAUCAAACUAAAACAGAAAUCCGAGUCAGGUAAGAGUUAUCUGCAGUACGGGAUACAUAAUAUGAAGAUUUUGUUGGAAGAAAACUUGUAUCUUAGCAACGGAUGCAUUGGAAAUUCAGCCUCUCAGGACCUCGCCACACGCUGUUAGUCUGCGAGGAUUUGUUGUUGAGACUGAGUGCUUCAAAAUUGUUCUAUGACGGAAGAACCAGUUCCUGUAAAUGCCGGAAAUCCACGAAGCCCAACUAUAUUGCAUCAACUGUAGACGGACAAACAGUUAGCGGUCUUUGAGCCUAUUGUAAAACCAACGGAAAGAGUCCUUUGUGCAAUAAGAAAAGUCGAUAGGCUAAAAAACAUAUUCUCUCAAGUAGUUAGGAAAGUCCGAAUUAAAACUUGUCUUUCAGUGUAUAGCAGUCUUUUUCUCCCAGAUACGUAUGAUUUGACAAUCAGUUUCCUAUAUUAAGUACCGAAUUCGACUUAUUAUGACGUUUCUAAGAUAAACUAAUAAGGCAAUUUCCGGUAAACCACAGAGAAGUUUGUAAAUUCGCGAACGGUUAACAGCACAACUGAAAGCCUACAUUACUUGGGGAGGUUCCGCAUUGUCUAGAUCCUAGUUCUAAAAUUUUUAAAAAGUCUCUUAUUCUCUCCUGACUGUCCUUCGGAAAGGUGGUUGCCGCAACGUAAGUAAGCAAAUGUUUAAUGAUCGAUUAUGCUUUAGCACAAACCCUCUAGGAUUAAGUAAGACGGAAAAGCACUAACAGAUUUCGCUACUCGUUGGUAUCUCCUGCAAAAUUUUCUGUCCGCACUGGAAGUCUAAUACAGAAGAGCAAGACUAGUUUUGAUGAAUUCCAGCAUGACAUUCUAAAUGCUGCACUGCUGUCUUCUUCACCCAUGCUAACCUUCACUCCUCUAUUCCUACAGAUAAUGGAUCUGCUCCAAUUCAGGAUACUUUGAUUAGUUUGCCGAAAAAUCAGAAUUCAUUUGAGUUCUGCAAGUCUUAGUGAACGAUAAGCCGGUUUAAAGGACUUAACCAUGAGCGAAAUGAGACAUAACAUUAAUUGACUUCCACGCUUUUCUCAGAUACGGAUAUAGUACCGUCAAAGGUAGAAUACCCCCUCUCAAAAUACAAAACAUAAAGAAGAUAUAAGUCUUUACAAAAAGCCUAUGUAAAAUAAAUUCUUCCACUUCUUCCUGCUAAAUAAUAUUUAAAUCAUAUAGACUAACAAACGAUGAACAAAUAUACAUUCCUUAAAUAAUGUUCUCAUAUGGCUGGAAAGUCGCUCGUUCAAAAGCCAGUAAAUGUUGCAAGUAACUCCUGGUUAAACUUCCGUUGUUUCAGGCUCGCUACUCACAUCUAACUAAUCUUUUUCAUGUGUACACCCUUUAAAAAAUCCAGCCAGCCUUUUAGGAUUUUGAGAGCAAAAUUAGAACCACUUUUCCCACAAGACCAAAGUACACACCAGUCGAUGACUCAUGGUGCAUUCUGGCGAACUUCUAGCAGCCACUAAGGACUGCCAGACAGUCUCCACUUACCCAUCGUUCGGUGCACUGUUUGAUGCAUGCUGUUUUCGUGCCAUGCAGGAGGAUCCAUUAUUUAAGCCCUCCCAACACAAGUUCAUUAGGUUUUUGGUAAAGCUAGCCGCACGUGGUACUCGAUGCUGUCGCAAUCUGCCAUUUAUCCUUUUGGCAUGGAAGUAAUGUUAUGCUUUCUCUGUAGUAUUAAAUAUGUAUUAAGUAACAGCAAUUUUCAGGGCGCCCUUGUUCAUUUGCAGUUGUGACUUGAACGACUCUGAUAUGCAAUAAGAUGAAAUAGAUAUUAAUAAAUGCGUGCUAUCCCAGGUGAGGUUGUUUUGUCAAAUGUCGGUGCAUAUAGUAUUUUCAGAUGGAAGAAAUAUAUUUUGAUCUAUGGAUCAUCACGUCGAAAUUCUUAAAGACAAAGGGUAAGUUGCAUAUACUCGGCCAAUUGCCAUGAAGCCUUAGUGGUCCUCCAAUUCUCCUAUCAUUAAAUAGCCGUAAGUUCAUUGACUUACCAAAACGCGGAGUUUACACCUGAGGAAAAUAAGGCUAACAUUGAAGUGGUGAGGAUACGCGGUGAGAACCUUUUGGUGGUGUUGUUAACUGAAAUGACCUUUGUUUAAAUAGUCCCUUACUAGGAAAGACAAAUAUCAUGAUGGUAUGGGGCGCUCAUCGAUCCUUCUUACGGAAGUCACUCGCUCCGUUGUGCCUUACGGGCUCUCUCUCGAGCCCAACCAUCAGCCGCACAACGGCGCAUGUUAUAGGCAGUGUGUUAUUACCGACAAAGGCAAGGGAGACGGGAAUGGCCGUUUCUGGUUUAUUUGCCGACGUCAGCCAGUCAUACCCAACCCCGAAGUGUGGAACACCCGAGGCUCAAAUUCGCGAACGGUCAGUUAGAAACCCACGCCUCUAACCACUGAACCACGAGCCCGUUGCCCUGUCGAAACCGACCGGCGCGUAUUUUCAGAUCCUUAGGUCUUCAAAAAAUGCCAAACAUUUAGUUCAGGGUGGCGGAAAAAAGCAAAUGCAUUUUCGUCUGUUGAGUGAUAUUUAUUGGGUAUUUUUGCUUUCAGUCUAAGAGUAAAGUACUGCCGGAUCGUUGCCUCCCAUUGUUAUUACCCAAUCUUACCAAGUUAGCAAACAUCUGUGCCGCCAAAUUUAGUGCGCCAAUAAUGAACAACACAGACAAAACACUGGACAAACGACCUCGAAAUAAAGUUGACUCUCAGACAUAUCGACUGUUUACGGACUUCCACUCCCUGUUUUGGCCUUCUUCAUUCGUUUCUUUAGCCUAUAUUAAUCAUUGAGAAUGUAGUCACCGGUUGUGAUAUUUAUCGCCAUGUAGGCAACAGAAAAUAAGCUAUUAGAAGAAACGGGAAUUUCAUAUUAAUGCUAGGAAAAUAUGCUCCAUAAAAUUGUCUAAUAACUCAGCAAACUCCAAUAUUUGAAAUCUUUUUUGACUGUUGGCUUCCCUUAAGUUUGGCUCACGCUAUGCCACCAUGAUAGUUCAAAAGGUAUGUUACCUUAGAUUUCCGCUCUACGGACAAAAUUUCUUACGUUCUCAUUGAAGAGCAUACGAAACUGUAGUAAAAACUAAACUCAUUUUCGGUUUUCAAAGUAACUGUGAAAAACACCGCAAAACCUAUACAGGGCCGCGUCUCGGCGACUUUCACUGCAGAUCUGCGUCCAUAAAGGCAAGAGAACCUGGAUAGCACUGUAAAACCACCAAAUAGUUAUUCUGAAACUACGCUUUCAGAAAAAAGAUAGAAUUGCUGCAGCAAUCCGGGUUUGCACUGCACCGUGCUAGAAGAGCACAGCCUAACUGAUGCUUGAAUCUAAGAACAUAUUUCUGCAAUGAUUUCACAUAGAUAAUUAGGCAGCAGCGCCAGCAGGCCAGUAUUUCGCGAAGAUCUCGUUGGUGGCACACCUUAUCAAAAAAAUUUCUUAUAAAUUACUUUAAACGUCACUGCAGUCCAAUAGAAUCCUUGUUUUCUGUUACCGUCUGUUAUUGGGGACUUCGUCAGAAGAGAGCUUAUGGAUAUUUUUUCGUGUUAAUAAUUUAAAUCAGAGGUUGUUGGAACAUACGGUUUUUGGGAAAGUAAAAAAAUGAGAUUGCACCCACGUCUUGGUGGCUAAACAUCUUAUCUUUUGAAAAAACACUAAAUAUUACCAGAGUAGCUAUGGAAUACAACCUUCAAAUCUUUCUAUCAAGUGUGAACGUCUUCCUUUUUAGUUUGUAGUCCAAAUGCCGGUCAGAAAGCUCACACCUAAAUACACUGGAAUUAAUAAGAAAUCGCACUAUUCCCAAAUGUGAUAUUCCUUCCAUGCCGAAGACAUCAGAUUUUGUGGCUUUUGUCCAUUUAUCAUUGAACACGGUAGAUGGCUAUAAUGAUGGACUCAUUUAAUCUAACUUAAAAGGGAUCAAUUUACGGAUUCUGGAUACGAAGUUUGGACGGUUGGAUUUAAGCUUUAACACUUAAUGUUCGGCUCUAUCAAAAUUUUAUCACAUUGGUUAUUUUUUCACUUUCGGAUCUUAUAAUAUCAACGAAUUUUGAACUGUUUUAGAACAACGAUGCUUUGGCUGUGUAGAAAAUCCGACAUAUGAAAGCGUCAUCGGAAGUUAUUGCAACUUUAAUACUGGUGAGCUUCCAAUAACCUAUGUUUCGGAUGAAACUUUUCGCUUAAUAGGAACUAUGAUUCAUUCUUAAUCCGUUCAGUAAAAUAUUACUUAUUACUGACGUGAAAUACUUCGAAUACAUAAAUAUUGUGUUAAUGGAUUCUAAAUUGAUACAAUUUUCAUGAAGGCAAUACAAUAAAGCAAGUCGACCAUUUAAAGGCUCGUGUGAUUUGGAUUUUUCUUUUUUCGGCUUUUCGUUUUAGGAAAGGGUACUUAGUUUUUUAUUCCUCAGAUAAUUGUCCAUUAAAAUUUUAGGUAUCACUAGACGACUAUAAUAUCCCUGAAUUUUGCCUGACUGAUUUAGGCCGGAUCUAAAGACAUCUAUUCUCAUUGACGUUAAACGAUUCAUCGGCUAUAUACGAAACAUGUCAUAAAAGCCAAGUUGAUAUUUCUCGGCUAACAGGCUUGUACUGAAAAAUCGGUUUUGGCCUGAAUGCUGUUGGUUUGGAAGACGACAACGAAUAGGCAGAGUAAGUGAGUAAUUUUUUGCUAGGCUUAACUAGACAUCUCCAUGCAUACAGGACGAAAUGUUCGGAAAGAUGGGUCAAAUAAUAUUUUGCAAAACAAGGUAAAUCGUGGUUAUAACGUUUGAGGACGAAAAGGGAAAAUAAUUUCAAUAACUUCCUGUCGUUGUGAAAGUAUAAACGAGAACACGCGACGUACCUGUCACUAGCGAGAGGCAGAUCUGUUAGCAGAAUUUAAUCCAAGGUUUGAUUCAAAAGACCUGCAUAAGUGCAAAUUACUGCACACUAAGCUUAUCACCUUCGUUAAUUUAAUUUUCCUUAAGUCUCUCGAACAUAGUUUGAAAUUGUAUUGAUUUUUAGUUCACCCACUACCGGAGUGUAUACAUGCACUCUCCAGGUUAAAUUCUACAAAAAUCGUGGAUUUGGAAACCCAGAACUAACAGUUCUUCUCUACAGUCACUCAUUAAAAGUUUAUUGAAGAGACCUCUUCAAAGUCAUAUUUAGUGACUUUGAGAGCUGAGCAUUGCCAUUCCUCUUCGAUCAAUCUACAAAAUCUUGAUGGGUUUGAGUUGAAUUAUGUCUAAAACGGUAAGCCAAGCACUUAUUAGAGGGAUAUUUGGCAAAAUUGAAGCAAAAUUUAAGAGCUGUAAAUUCUCACCUUGAAAUCUGCGGUUUACCUAAGUAAAUCGAAUAUUUUAAAGGCACAUAUUUAAUUCUACAUUUAUGUUUGUCACUUGAAGUUAAUUUUGCAUGAAAGAUAAAAUCUUGCCGUGUCAAAGGUGUCACGCUUCCGGCAACAUGUCUGAUAAUUUGAAGUUGCGAACAUAAUGUGUUCAUUUGUACGGUAUUAAGUCGACCAUCUACAAGGGAAACACUUAAAAGGCUAGUACUUUCAAUAAUUAAGUUGGCGACUAAACCUUGUUUAAAGCUUAGGAAUCAGACAUCCCCAGAUCGCAAAUAUUAAAGAGGAAUGAGGAUGGAUUACGGAUCAGCUGUCUUUCAGCCGUUAAAGUUUUCCGACUUCGUUUAUUUUUGCAAACCCAUGUUUAUUUAUUUCAUGAGAAUAAAUCGCUCGCACUCCAUGAAUAUCCCUGUACCGUUUUUCUUCAGUGGUCCGAGUAAAAGUACAGGAUCUUCAGACAAUAACAGACGGGAGGAAUGACAGCUACAUACUACGAGGCAAGUUUAGAGCGUUCCCCAACAAGCUGCCUGCUAUCAACGUCCCGGCCUCAAAGUUACAGUAUCGGGUGGACUGUGACUGCCCUAUCAUAAAGGCAGCCGCUAUGCAGCGAGGCGGAGCCGGUCGUUGGCUUGUGAUGGGGAAUUUCUCGGCAGACGGGAAUUUUGUUCAGGUUUGUCGACUUGGCUAGAUUUUGUGAGUUAUGGAGAAGUUCAAAUAGCAUGAUCAUGUGCGUACCAGUCGUUGAAAGGUAAAUGUUCCAUUCUUUAAACUUCUGGGCAUUCCUUUUUAGAGCCGUCAGCAGCUUAGUCUUUGACAUAGCAAAGUGAUACUACUAUAACCACGUCAGAGCUUCACCUGGUCCGCAGGGCUUUUCGAUUGUAUUCAACGUCCAGUGAACACAAAAUUAUUCAGAACAACCCGGUCCAACCCUGUUAUUAGAAACAUGUGCGGCAUUCAAACGCGGAAAAAUAAUAGCUUCGGUUAAUACAAACCAUUCCUAAUGACGGAGAGUCAUAUUUUGUUUCUCAGAAACGCCAUUUUUUAGGAUCCAUGGCUGAAAUCUUCAGGUGAGAUUAAAGUCUUUAGUAUUUUGACGAAAUAAGUGUGGAAUACUUCUGUGUGGCGAGUCUUCGCAAUUGACACCAGUCCUGCACAGUAGUGUGCCUGAUGUGGAAAGUAGGACUUGCGCCAAUGAGGUAAUGGCAUGCUUACCUGCGAAUUCGGUUGGCAGACUUCAGCAAAAAUCACGUGUGAACAGCCCACUUUUAUUUUUAAACCACAGGCCUGGGCACUCCUUAAUGUCCUGAAAUGGUGCAUCUUCUCUUCUUUUACAGGUUCAACAUUUGUCCCAAAUAAACGACAAGAACACGGACAUUAAAAGAGCCAUCGAAAAUAUUUGGUCCAGUGGGAAGCGGUUGUGUCAUGUGGAUCUGAUGAAUCCUCUAAAUAAUCAUUUCAGUCUUCCUCGACGUUCUCCUGGGAAUGGAACACAACGCAGCUCCAAGCAGGAACAAGCAAAAGGUAAAGGGAGGAGACGGCAAGGAAGAAACCGAAAUAACAGAAACCGUGGAAGAAGGAGGGGUGAAAGACGACGUGGAUUAGCACACAAGGGUUUCACCCAGACGGCCGAAGCCGGACAAUCUAAUAGUGAAUUGGAGCAGGGUGCAAAGCCUACAACCGUCUCACAGCACCGGCCAGUAAAUGACUUCCCCGUACGACAAAAUGAAGUUCCAUGGGAACAGAGAAAGGGUGGAUUCCUGUAUCAACCCUCACAUUCAGACACCAAGUCCCCACAGGGUUCACCUUAUCGCCCUUGGACUCCUGAUAAUCAAACUUAG